This is a messenger RNA of Nezara viridula (southern green stink bug), 1034 nucleotides long. The record is from the annotation of a GenBank genome assembly. NCBI's taxonomy places the organism in Eukaryota, Metazoa, Arthropoda, Insecta, Hemiptera, Pentatomidae.
UGAAAAUUAAUUUCGAUAAUGAACGGUAGGAAGAAAUUCAAUGUAUGAUUUUUGAAACACACAAUCUUUCGAAGAACUUAAUGAUUUCGCGUCCCAAUUUUUUUUAAUCAUUAUCUAAAACCAAAGCAUCGCUGUUUUAACACCUUUAAUAAAAGAAGAGACUCGAUGAAUAAAACUUAUAUGCACGUAGAGAUAGUUAGGAUUUGAGGAAUACGUUUAGAUAAAGGAAGAAUAAUUAGUUUCAAUAACAUGAAAAAUGAAUUAUCGUCAGGCUAUUUUGAAUUUACUUACUUUUGGAUGGCUCAACAGAAGAAAAAAGCGGACCAAGGUUCCUUUUGAAGAAGAAAUAGAUAUCGUUGAAGAAGAGCCAUGUAAAGUGUUUGACGUAUAUGUGGAUAUUCCGAAAGAAAUAGUUUUGCAUUAUAAGCACUGUGACGUGCACGGAUAUACGAUACCAGUUGAUUUGAAAACAGCUUUGUAUAAAUCUAACAUUUUCUUCCAUCCAAAUAUAUCAGCGGAUGAUGCUCCAGCAUGCAUUUUACACAAUGCUGAAGUUCCAGGAAGUGAAAAAAACCGUAUUGAUAAUGGACGAAGAAGUAUUUUCGGCCGGAGGAGUAUAGAUGAGAUUCCAGCGGUGGCUAUCCAUAAAUUUAAACUGGCAGAAGAGACGAGAGCAGAUGGAGCUGAUGAAGUGAGACAGCAAAAUAACCAGGCUACAACGUCCAACAGCUCAUACAGCUGUCCUGAUAGAAUGAAACGCAGUAGUACACUUUGUUUCAAUCUUUCAAGAAGGCAUUCUGAACACGAUAGACCAGCUAGCCUACUCCUCCAACCAAGAAGAUUUACUCCUGAGCCUCGGCAAAGAAGAUUAACAUCAAAGAGUGUCGUUAUCAUCACUCCAGAUGAAGAAAAUCCCAAAUAGAUAUUAAUAUAAUUUCAGUAAGGAUAUGUGCGGACUGGUUCAUUGACAAGAGGAUCGUCUGGUCUGACAACUGAAAAACAAAAAUAUUUUUAUUAGUGCUCAGUAAAAAUGU